Molecule: messenger RNA, 577 nt
Organism: Haliotis rubra (blacklip abalone)
Lineage: Eukaryota; Metazoa; Mollusca; Gastropoda; Lepetellida; Haliotidae
Exons: 3
Coding region: 38-475 (145 amino acids)
Biological process (GO): phospholipid metabolic process; arachidonate secretion
Molecular function (GO): A2-type glycerophospholipase activity
Source: RefSeq, a predicted model, not a curated record
AGUUAUGCAACAGUUUGACACUCAAACUAUAUAACAUAUGCUUUUGGGCAUACUUAAGUCAUAUCAGUUGGUACAGAUCGAGCUGCACAUGAUGAGUCUGUUGUCCACGUGGUGUACUCUGGCCCUCUGGGUACUGUUGACCGGAAGUGCAGCUGGUUGGUGGUUCUCCAGUACUCGUACACGGCAGACACAAGAAAAACAAUGGCAGACCUGUGAUCGCAAGUUCGCCAAUGGCUGUUCCGUGCAAGACAAGUGGAUACCAUUCAAAAAUACAUUCAAACCUGCUUGUAACAAGCAUGAUGUUUGCUAUUCCUGUGCUGCUGCUUAUGGCAUAUCAAGAGCAACUUGUGAUGCAAGAUUUCUACGAAGCAUGCUGAAGAUUUGUAGGGAGAAAUGGUGGCUCCCGAAGUGCAGAACCGCUGCAUCCGUUUAUCACUUGGGUGUAAAGGUUAGGCGGAAAGCGAGUAUUCAGUAGUCCAGCCUUGCUUGGUUGUAAUGAGUCAUGGGUGAAGGCGUGUCUGUGAUUGUGUGGUAUCACCUCACGCCGUGCACAAUAAAAUGAUAUUGGCAUCAAAAA